Melitaea cinxia (Glanville fritillary) is the source of this 1537-nucleotide messenger RNA. It is a transcript of the gene Nmd3, whose product is annotated as 60S ribosomal export protein NMD3. Bases 1 to 1500 code for a protein of 499 amino acids. The record is from RefSeq and is a predicted model, not a curated record. NCBI's taxonomy places the organism in Eukaryota, Metazoa, Arthropoda, Insecta, Lepidoptera, Nymphalidae. The transcript is spliced from 9 exons. Gene Ontology annotation, biological process: ribosomal large subunit export from nucleus. Gene Ontology annotation, cellular component: nucleus; cytoplasm. Gene Ontology annotation, molecular function: ribosomal large subunit binding.
AUGGAAUAUAUAUCGCCUGUAAAUAAUUUAGCUCCUAAUGCAACUAGUGUAUUGUGCUGCCAAUGUGGAUUGGCAAUUGAAGCGAACCCAUCUAACAUGUGUGUUGCAUGUCUAAGGGCGCAUGUUGAUAUCACUGAGGGUAUACCAAAACAAGCAACUAUAUUUUUUUGCAGAGGCUGUGAAAGAUAUUUACAACCUCCUGCUGAAUGGGUAGUCUGUGCCCUCGAAUCACGAGAACUUUUGGCCCUUUGCUUAAAAAGACUAAAAGGCCUUAACCGAGUAAAGCUGGUUGAUGCUGGAUUUGCUUGGACUGAACCACAUUCCAAGAGGAUUAAGGUGAAAAUAACAGUGCAAGGUGAAGUAAUGGGUGGAGCAGUUCUUCAACAAACAUUCAUUGUGGAGUAUGUAGUACAGCACCAAAUGUGCGAUGCUUGCCAUCGUUCAGAGGCACAGAAUUAUUGGCGUGCAUUAGUUCAAGUUCGUCAACGUACUAACAACAGAAAAACAUUUUAUUACUUGGAACAAUUAAUUCUAAGACACAAGGCGCAUGUUAAUACACUCGGAAUUAAACCUAAACAUGAUGGUUUGGACUUUUUCUACGCUACAGAAAAUCACGCUAGGAAAAUGGUUGAUUUUAUUCAAUCAGUGCUGCCAAUAAAAUGCCAGCACUCAAAAAAAUUAAUUUCUCAUGACAUUCACAGCAAUGUCUACAACUAUAAAUUCACAUUCAGUGUUGAAAUUGUACCGCUAUCGAAGGAUAGUAUUGUGUGUUUACCGAAGAAAUUGACUCAGAGCUUAGGAUCAAUCUCUCCAGUGUGCUUAGUUCAGCGAGUAACUAGUACCGUACAUUUAAUCGAUGCAUACACAGGGCAAGUUUCUGAACUAUCAUCCACUCAAUAUUGGCGAAAUCCAUUCAGUGCAAUUUGUAAUCCGAAGCAGUUGGUGGAGUAUAUUGUAAUGGACAUAGAGAUACUAAAAGAGCAUGAAAAGAAGUCAUUCCCAGGUCAAGGCACAGUUUCCAAUAAGCAUGUGUUAGCAGAUGUAUGGGUGGUGAAGGCUAAUGAACUUGGUCUAGACAUAAGUCCAGUGCACACUAAAACACAUCUAGGACAUAUAUUGAAACCUGGUGAUACCGUUUUGGGAUAUAACCUAGGCGAGUCCAACGUGAACGACGCGAAUUUAGACAAGUUAGACCGCAGCGUUAUUCCUGAUGUCUACCUCGUUAAGAAAUACUAUGGAGAAAAAGCUGCCCGACGUCGGGCGAGGGCCUGGAAACUGAGACAUAUGCAUGAAAACGCCGCCAGUGUUGACGAGGACUACAACGAAUUCCUGGACGAUUUAGAGGAGGACCCAACUCUGAGGCAGAAUAUUAACAUAUUUAAAGACGAAAACAAGAUACCAGUGGACACAGACGAGAUAGACCCGGCCCUGCCGCGGAUAACCCUCGCCGAAAUGUUGGACGAUUUGGUCAUUGAAGAUGUAGAUAUGACAGAAGUGUAGAAUAUGCAGAAGUUUUCAAAUAAAUGUUUUUAAAAUA